AUGGCGCGAACGCUUCCGAAAAAGAACAACCCUCUUAUCCAGGCGGCUGAGGCGCCUGCCUAUGAGGAACUCCUGGCGCGCCGUCGCUUGGGAAAGACAAAUCUCGCGGUCAAGCCAACUCAGGUUGGCACCUCGAAUGCGACAAAGCCCGAAAACCUCGGACCUUUCGAAUAUGCUCAUCUGCGCGCCCCGUUGCCCAGGGAUCUCAAAGGCUCUGAAAUCUUCCCAUCACACUCGCCCCAGCAGCACCCGGAAACAUACUUCCUGAUGCGACGGAGCAAGGAUGGUUAUGUUAGUGCCACGGGUAUGUUCAAAAUCGCCUUCCCAUGGGCGCGCUUGGAUGAGGAACGGUCCGAACGUGAAUAUUUGAAAUCCCGAGACCAGACCAGCGAAGACGAGAUUGCUGGGAAUGUUUGGAUCUCGCCCGUACUAGCCCUUGAACUCGCGAGAGAGUAUCAGAUGUAUGACUGGGUUCGGGCCCUGUUGGAUCCCACCGACAUCGUGCAAAGUCCAUCCAGUGCAAAGAAACAGAUCACGCUGCCACCCCGAUUCGACCUGCCGCCGAUUGAAGCCCCGCCCCAGCUUUCGGCGCCUUCACUACGGGCCAGAAGCCGCCGAUCGGCCUCGCCGAGCAAAAAGGCCGGCUCUCCACGCAAGUCGCGACAGACUAGGGCCAUGAAGGAAGCCACCGCGGCGGCAACCAGCGAAGCGAACGCGAAUCUCCAAUCGUCACUGGACGCCACAGCGCAUCUGGGACCAGCCAAUGGCGUCAUUCAACCAAGUGUAGAGAACGACGAGGAGCAAGUGGAGACCCCCUCGAAAUCUGCCACCACUUCUAAAAAGUCCGACGUGACAUCCAAGACAAAGAAGUCUACCAAGUCCGCUCGACGUGCGGAGUCACCGGCCGACGAGAAAGUCAAGGUGGAAGCUGAAAGCAAUGCUGAUGCCAACAAGGAGGGUCGAACCUCGCAGACUACCGUUUCCGUUGAACUGCCCAUCACCCUCCCGGAGGCCCCAUCUGCAGAAGAGACAAAGAAAAUGAUCACCCAGGCGAAGGAGAUGGUCAAGGAGGCCGUCAAGCUUCAAACUACCGAGAAGGAGCCGGCCGAAUCAUCAAUAGCGGCAGCAGCCAAGAAGCGCAAGACUGAUGCGCUCAGUGACAAUGAGGAGGAUGAGGAAACAAAAGCCGCCUGUCUCCUACGUGUAAAGAGAGCCAAGGUUUUGGAAGAGAAGCUGAAGCGCGAGCGAGUGAGGAACCGUGCCCUUGUUGGCGUGACGGCUGCUUUUGCACUGGCAGCCUCGAUUCCUUACUUUUUCUAG
Messenger RNA from Aspergillus tanneri, 1320 nucleotides. RefSeq lists its product as uncharacterized. The record is from RefSeq and is a predicted model, not a curated record. Gene Ontology annotation, molecular function: DNA binding. NCBI's taxonomy places the organism in Eukaryota, Fungi, Ascomycota, Eurotiomycetes, Eurotiales, Aspergillaceae. The transcript has 5 exons. The coding region runs from base 1 to 1320 and encodes 439 amino acids. Gene Ontology annotation, biological process: mitotic telomere tethering at nuclear periphery; meiotic attachment of telomere to nuclear envelope. Gene Ontology annotation, cellular component: nuclear membrane complex Bqt3-Bqt4.